This is a messenger RNA of Oncorhynchus gorbuscha (pink salmon), 3278 nucleotides long. RefSeq names its product 4-aminobutyrate aminotransferase (gene abat). The record is from RefSeq and is a predicted model, not a curated record. Gene Ontology annotation, biological process: GABA catabolic process. Gene Ontology annotation, molecular function: pyridoxal phosphate binding. The transcript has 17 exons. NCBI's taxonomy places the organism in Eukaryota, Metazoa, Chordata, Actinopteri, Salmoniformes, Salmonidae. Bases 557 to 2059 code for a protein of 500 amino acids. Gene Ontology annotation, cellular component: mitochondrion.
UCUCUGAGACUCUGACAUCAUCCGGGUAUGAGUCCAAUAUAACGUUUCCUAGUUGUAUCGUUGAGCGGAUCGUGUUUAGCCAGUCCGCUGCAUUGACACUGUCCUGUGAAACUGAUACUUCGUGAACGUGGAUGUCGUGAUUCGCUUCGAUGAAUCGUCUGAAGUUCCGCUGAACUGUGAAGCCACGUCGCUCAUUGGCCAGUAUUAGUUCCUUUUGACUACUUCGGCUUCUGCUAUUGGCUGAGCCGCAGUCAGCCUGCCCGUGGACCCGCCUCCUCCCAGCAAAACGGACAGAUUCUGAUUGAUAAUUUAAAGGCAGUCUUUCUGUUCAUCCUUCCAGUGCGCGUCUCCACCGUUUUUACACAAAGUGUUUCAGCCAGCCGGUCUUACCGCUCGACCCAAGCCGACACCAAGCUCCCAGCGGUACCGGGUGAAGCCUCGACCUCAUGGCUUCAUGGCAAACCGCCCAGAUGAACUUCUAGUCACACCAAGGUGGCGUGAAGGCAGGUGUUGAGGACUGUCUUUCUCUCUCUGCCUCAUUCUAUUGUUCUGAGUCAUGGCGACCUCUCUGCUCAGCAGGCAGCUGGUCCUCUCCCUCCAGCAGAACCUCAGGCUCACUGCACCAGGCUGCAGGUAUGCGAGUAAGGCAGCAGCUAAGACUCAGAUGGAGUUUGAAUACGACGGGCCCUCCAUGAAGACCGAGGUCCCAGGACCCCGUUCCAAGGAGCUGACCAAACAGUUGGGAGAGAUGCAGAACGUGGGAGCAAUCAAUUUCUUCUGUAACUAUGAGGAGAGCAGAGGAAACUACCUGGUGGACGUGGACGGAAACCGCAUGCUGGACGUCUACACACAGAUCUCCUCUAUUCCUAUUGGAUACAACCAUCCCUCACUCAUUAAAGUGAUGUCCAACCCCAACAAUAUGAGUGCGUUUGUGAACAGGCCAGCUCUUGGGAUCAUGCCACCCGAGAACUUUCCGGAAAAGCUGGCAGAAAGCCUUCUCUCAGUUGCUCCUAGUGGUAUGAGCCGUGUUCAGACCAUGGCCUGUGGAUCCUGCUCCAAUGAGAAUGCAUAUAAAGCCAUGUUCAUCUGGUACAGAAAUAAGGAGAGAGGCCACAACAACCCCUCUGAUGAAGACGUGAGCUCCUGUAUGAUCAACCAGAGUCCUGGCUGUCCAGACUUCAGCAUCCUGUCAUUUAUGGGUGGAUUUCAUGGCAGAACAAUGGGUUGCUUGGCAACGACGCACUCCAAGGCCAUCCACAAGCUGGAUGUGCCGUCAUUUGAUUGGCCGAUCGCUCCCUUCCCUAAACUGAAGUACCCUCUGGAGGAGUUCACACGGGAGAACGCACAGGAAGAGGCCCGCUGCCUGGAGGAGGUAGAGGACCUGAUCGUUCAGUGGCGACAGAAGGGCCGGCCGGUGGCUGGGAUAGUGAUAGAACCCAUCCAGGCUGAGGGAGGAGACAACCACGCAACACCAGACUUCUUCAAGAAGCUACGGAACAUCGCACGCAAGCAUGGCAGUGCGUUCCAUGUGGAUGAGGUGCAGACAGGGGGAGGAGCUACGGGGAAGUUCUGGGCUCAUGAACACUGGGGGAUGGACGACCCUGCUGACAUCGUCUCCUUCAGCAAGAAGAUGCUCACUGGAGGUUUUUACCAUAAAGACGAGCUGCAGGCAGACAAGGCCUACCGUAUCUUUAACACCUGGAUGGGUGACCCGUCUAAGAACCUGUUCCUGGCUGAGGUUCUGAACGUGAUCCGCAGAGAGAACCUUCUGGAGGAGGUGACCCGCUCUGGAAAGACUCUGCUACAGGGACUCUACCAACUACAGGACCAGUACCCUAACCUGUUGAGCAGUGCUCGGGGACAGGGGACAUUCUGUGCCAUCGACAUCCGUGAUGACGCCACACGCAACAGCAUCCUCCUCAAAGCCCGGGACAAGGGUGUUCUGCUGGGUGGCUGUGGAGAUCGGUCCAUCCGGUUCCGUCCUGCUCUGGUGUUUAAAGAGUACCAUGUUCACAUGUUCCUGAACGUGUUCAGCGACGUCCUGGCGGAACACAACUAGAACGCUGCCCCCGGACCCGUCCGUCCACACUGGACUGGGGCCAAAACACCAACAUAGGGCCGAGACCAACUGGGGACGCGGUGUAGGAGAGAGGAAGCACGAGAGUCUUAACCUAUAACAGAGGUUCACACAGUAACGCAUACACUUGAAAGGGAUGCUACGGGAUUUUGGCAAUGAAGCCCUUUUUUUCUCCUUCCCCAGAGGCAGAUGAUACUCGUGGAUACCAUGUUUUUAUGUUAUCUGUGUGCUGUUUGAAAGAAGUUGCUAACUAGCGCAAUUGCUAACUAGCGCUAGCGCAAUUGCUAACUAGCGCUAGCGCAAUUGCUAACUAGCGCUAGCGCAAUUGCUAACUAGCAUUAGCGCAAUGACUGGAAACGUUGGCUCGUGAAACUACCUCUAACCUGGACACAGAGACAUAAAACUGAAUUAAAGGGCCUCACUGCCACAAUCCCGGAGUAUCCCUUUAACACAUACUCAAACACACACACUUGAAUUUGUCCCAUUGCUCAUGUGGCAGUCCUAGCAUUCCUCAUGUCCCAGUAAUGUCCUAAUGAUACGCCUGCAAAAAGGCACAAGCACAAAACAUAAGUCUUAUUGUAGGUCAUAUCACACAAACCCUCCAACUCCCUAACAGAUGAAGGCACAGCGAGAUAUUUCAGAACAAACACACCGAACAGGAGUGGUUAUCAGCAAGCUAACCAACACCAGGUUGUAAUGAUACAAAAUGGCCGCCGCACACCGAUUUUUAACCCCUGACCCUUGAGAUGUCCUCUGAGUGUCCUAGCUCUUUUUUAAACAGAACAAUUAUGUUUCCUUUUUGGGGUUGAGAUAAAUCCAAGUCAGACAUUUGGGAUUUUGUGAAGGAAGAAUAUUAUAUUAGAUGAUGUAGUGUGUCUGCAUGUUGUUGUUCCUGAACUUCCUUUGGGGUUGAAGGAAUGAAGACCUGGGUUCCAGACUCACUGUACGUCAGGGCUAAACCCCUACUUAUUAACACAUAACCAUACUUACCUACAGAUAUACCCACGUUUAAAUUGAAGGCAGGUUUUUUUUUGCAGUCAGGACCGCUAAUCUAAAAAGAUGUAUUAUAUUUGUUGACUUGUUUGGGACGUAGUCGUAUUAGAGUGCAUCUUGGCCAUAUUCAUCCGGUUUCCAUGGGAAACGACAUUAUUGAUGUACAGCACAACGUGUCGACGUUGUUCUGAAUGCCUGUUUGUUUUUU